AACUAGCUACUUCCCCUACGUUAAAGUGUAAAAAUCCCCAAGCAUAUUCUCUUCCGGGUCACUUUCAAACGCUCGAACAUGACGGAGCUGAGCUAGUCAAGGUAUAAAAAAGGAGGAGGUACAUGUAUGCACUUUUGCCAAGUGCAUGUAGGCCUAAUGGCUCAUCAGCCACCCCACCCUCCAGAUCCACUGUUCAUGCUCCGAGGAUCCAAAGAUGCAGUGAACUGUGUAAAAUUCUAUCCGUCAGCUGAUAGGAAGAAAGGAAGGCUAUUGUCCGGGUGUGGAUGUGGAGAGGUCAGGGUUUGGAAUCUUGAAACCAGAAGAGCAGAUACAAUCCUUGAUGGUCAUGAUGGCAAGAGUGUCCUGUGGGUUCAACCUCUCGGUAAUUACCAGAUCCUCAGUCAGGGCCGAGAUGGUCACUUACUGACUUGGGACAUUGGACAGGGCAGGCACAAUGUUACAUCACGGUUGCCAAUCAACGGGCUGACCUUCUGCAAGUGUGACAUCUUUCACCAAGGUAACGGAAAAGGGAGCCCUCUGGUGGCAGCUCCGGGUCCUGAUUUUGAAGUUUGCAUAGUUGAUGUAAUGAGCAAGACGGUUAUCUGUACUUUACGGACUGACAAAGAUGUCAAGAGAUUUGGGAUGCCCAUGUGCAUUAAAUUCAUCGAUGCAUCAAGGCUGCUGGUUGGCUAUGAGGCUGGACAAGUUGCAUUGUGGGAUACCAACGCUCAGAAGAUACUUGCACACAAGCAAUUCCACAGCGAGGCAGUAAUGUGUCUGGACUAUUCCACUGUGUCUGAGAGGGGUGUUUCUGGGUCAGCUGAUGAUAAACUAGUGUCUUGGACACACAGUGAGGUAAGCUGGAUAUUUACACAUCAGCUAACCGGUUAUGUCUCAGAUACGUAUUUAGUCAUUUUAGAAAUGGUGGCAGCAAAUAACCUUCAUCUCAUUAAUAUUCAGCGUGUAAAUUUUUUAGUGUCCCUGAAAUGGUUCUUGGCUUUCAGGAUACGACUGUUUGGUUGGAAGAAGCUCAAGCCACUUGCUGUUCUGAGCUCUCACCGGCAAACAGUCAAUGCCGUGGAUUUUUCUGACUCCCUCACGGCUUUCAACUCAGCCCAGCUUCUUGCUGCGGGAUCCAAGGACAAGCACAUCAGUCUCUGGUCCCUCUACAACCCAAGCUGACCAGGCCCUGACCAGAGUGGUAGUCAAGACCUCCUCAAGACAAGACAGGAAUAACUGGGUGAUCAAUGACAAAGGAAUGCUUUUGCUGCAAUUUGUUUAAAUAGCUUGUGACUCAAAAUCAGAUUUGAGAUUUUGUGUGAUCCUGCGAUGGUCUUAAGGGGUCUCAACUACAACAGCGGCAUAACACAAAAUGUGGACCAACCAGUUUGAGAUUCCAAGAUGCAAAGGAAUGUGUUAAGCUAUGUGCUGACUGCAGUGUCCACGUGUACACCUGUAAGUCGAUGGAUUUUGAGCGAGAGCAAAAUGCAAGUUGGGAUACAAUAAGUGUACAGCACUGAUAACAUGUCACAUUUAUUUGGAAAUGUUACAAUAUGCUAAGGGUGCAGCAACAGGACAAUGGAAGGUCUUAUAAAUUGAAAGAACUUCAUGGCUAUUUGGCCUGACAAGUAUCCAAUUACUGAUGGGUAAAAUUAAAAAAAUCUGAAAUAU
This is a messenger RNA of Acanthaster planci (crown-of-thorns starfish), 1671 nucleotides long. RefSeq names its product G protein subunit beta 1 like (gene gnb1l). NCBI's taxonomy places the organism in Eukaryota, Metazoa, Echinodermata, Asteroidea, Valvatida, Acanthasteridae. Gene Ontology annotation, molecular function: protein binding. The record is from RefSeq and is a predicted model, not a curated record.